Molecule: messenger RNA, 1030 nt
Organism: Punica granatum (pomegranate)
Lineage: Eukaryota; Viridiplantae; Streptophyta; Magnoliopsida; Myrtales; Lythraceae
Source: RefSeq, a predicted model, not a curated record
AAGUGAACAGAGGGAGGAAGACUACUCUUUCUGAAGCCAUUUCAUGCUGAAUUUGAAAGCUCAACUGAAGCCUCUCCGAUCGAUCGCCGGCAGCAAGACGACGGAGUGAUAUAGAGGGCGGAGUGGGGGGAUCUGGAUCUCGAGAUCCGAAAUGGCGGAUUCGAGCCUGGAGCUGCAGGAAUCGGGCUGGGAGGAGCUGCGGAAGGAGGCGAGAAAGAUCGAGGGCGAUCUCGACGUCAAGCUGUCUUCCUACGCUAAGCUCGGCACCCGUUACUCCCAAGGAGGUUAUGUUGAUACUGGAUCACCAACAGUUGCGUCACGAUCGUGGAAGUCAAUGGAAAUGGAGAUCCAAUCAUUGCUCGAGAAGCUAUUAGAUACAAAUGAUGCUAUGAGUAGGUGUGCUGCAUCAGCUGCUCCAGCCACUUCAGUAACCCAGAAGUUGGCGAGGCAUAGAGAUAUUCUUCAUGAGUUUACCCAGGAAUUUAGACGAAUCAAGGGAAACUUAAACUCAAUGAGGGAACAUGCGGAACUUCUUAGUUCAGUCAGGGAUGACAUAAGUGAGUACAAGGCAUCUGGGAGCAUGUCCCCAAGAAUGCAGUUACUGAGAGAGAGAGCUGCAAUUCAUGGCAGCAUUUCUCAUAUCGAUGAUGUGAUUAGUCAAGCACAGAGCACCAGGGCAGCCCUCGGCUCCCAAAGGACUUUAUUUGGAGAUGUCCAAGGGAAAGUUAAGCUUUUAAGUGAAAAAUUCCCCGUAAUUCGAGGUUUACUUGGUUCAAUUCGGAGGCGGCGAUCAAGGGACACACUUAUUCUCUCUGCUGUUAUAGCUGGUUGCACAUUGUUUCUCAUCAUUUACUGGCUAUCGAAAUGAUUAUUGAGAGUAAGUUAUAAAGUGAGAAAAUUCAGCAAGUGUAUUGUUUUCCUAUGAAUUUUGCCUCUGUAUCUCUUGAAAAUGUUCCUUGUUGGACUGCUGAUAAAUGCUGUCUCAUCUCAUUUAUCAAAAAGUUCUUCUUCAAUGCAAGUUCGUGCAACA